Rotaria socialis is the source of this 489-nucleotide messenger RNA. NCBI's taxonomy places the organism in Eukaryota, Metazoa, Rotifera, Eurotatoria, Philodinida, Philodinidae. The record is from the annotation of a GenBank genome assembly.
AUGCCCCGAGCGCAGCAAUCACGUAAACGUCAUUCUUCAUCGUUCAUCAAAUUCGUUGCUCGUCUUCAACAUACACUGUCAACGAAAAAUAUUAAAGCAUCAACUCCUGUUAUUCAACAGCAAUUAUCUCGGCAAUCGAAUCCUGCUCCACUACCUAAAUUUCCUUCAUUCAUAAAUUCAAAUUAUCCACGUUGUCGUUUAUCACAAAUUCUUUAUGAUCCAACACGUCAAACUGAAUAUUUAAGUGAAAUAGAAGAAAAAAGCAAUUCUGAUACAUCUGAACAAUCACUUGCUGCUGAAGAUAACGAUUCAUGUUACGAUUCGAUGAGUGAUCAUCGUCGAAGUCAUAGAUUCAAUUUGUCGCAAAUGAAUGUUAGUAUGGAUAAUGUUGUGAAUCAUCGAAAUCAACCAUUAAAAUUGAAAUUACCAAAUUCAUUGGAUACUGCACGUUUUCAUUCAACUGCUAUCCAUGAUAUGGGACACUUUUGA